GGCGGCCCAGAAAUAGCAGCAGCCGCGGUCCCGCCCGCGGGCUGCCUCGAGCGAAAGGCGGAGACUGGAGGCCGCUGGCUGGGCGCGGGCGCGGCGCGGCCCCGGCCCUGGAGGAUGCUGAGCCCCUGCCCGGUCCGGCCCCGAGCACAUGAUGGCGAUACGGGAGCUCAAAGUGUGUCUUCUCGGGGAUACCGGGGUUGGGAAAUCCAGCAUCGUGUGCCGAUUUGUCCAGGAUCAUUUUGACCACAACAUCAGCCCAACCAUUGGGGCAUCUUUUAUGACCAAAACUGUGCCUUGUGGAAAUGAACUUCAUAAGUUCCUCAUCUGGGACACUGCUGGGCAGGAACGGUUUCAUUCACUGGCUCCCAUGUACUAUCGUGGUUCUGCUGCCGCUGUCAUAGUAUAUGAUAUUACGAAACAGGAUUCAUUUCAUACCCUGAAGAAAUGGGUAAAAGAACUGAAGGAACAUGGUCCAGAAAACAUUGUAAUGGCUAUUGCUGGAAACAAGUGUGAUCUCUCAGAUAUUAGGGAAGUUCCCUUGAAGGACGCUAAGGAAUAUGCUGAAUCCAUAGGUGCUGUUGUGGUUGAAACAAGCGCGAAAAAUGCUAUUAAUAUCGAAGAGCUCUUUCAAGGAAUCAGUCGCCAGAUCCCACCCUUGGACCCCCAUGAGAAUGGAAACAACGGAGCAAUCAAACUUGGGAAGCAAACCACGCAAGCCGGCCGGCGGUGCUGCUGACCCAUGGUACCAUGGUCCGCUGUACUUGAAGAAGCCAGAGCCGACCUCCCAUUCUCGGCGGCCUGGCACCCCACGUAGGGAGAAGAGAGAUGCUGGCUUGGCAUCCUGGAAGACCUGCCACCAUGGGGCAGGGAAUGUCCCUGGGAAAGGCUUUUAGAACACUCCAGAAAAAUCUGCCAUACUGCCACAAAAUGGCCUUUGUACAUGAAAUGCACAUGAGAGGGAACAGAUGUUAGGUAAUAAGUAUAGUUGAGUUUUUUGUUGUUGUUAAAAAACCUUAAGUUGCUUUUCAAUUUGUAUAGCAGUCUCACUGGCUUAUCUGUGUGUGGGAUUCUGAGGUGGCCUUUCCCUCCAACUUCCUGGGUUCCUCAGCCCAGUUCUGGCAAAUUACCCAGUGCCACUGCCUCUGUUACCUGACCAGCCUUCACUGAAAGGUUCAUUUCAUUUCAUUUACCUUUCAGUGGAGUGUAAUUGAAUCAUCACUCAAGCUAGACACUUGAGCCAUUAUGAAAAGCAGAGAAAGAUGUAUUAGAAACUGUUGUCUACAUCUUUGACUUCUACUUGAUGCCUGUUUUUCUACAUUUUGGUCAUAUAUAAAUAAACAAACCAGAUCCGACUAAAAUAUUUCAUGCAAUUUUGGGCUUGGGAGGCCCAGUUUGAAAGAGUCAUUUGAGUAGUUACCGUAUAAAUGGUGACAGAUGUAGGGUAUAAAUAUUUUUCCAGAAACUGCCUGGGAUACAUCAUCUCCAGAGUUAUAAAUUCCCACUCUCUUACAGAAGGUUAAUUCACAGAGUAGGGUUUUACUAAGACAGUAUGUCAUGGUGUCAUAUCUAGGGGGAAAAUUAACUGGAGGGUGUUUGAAUCUAAAUCAUAGGGCAAACUUCUAAUAUUAUCAAUCAUUAGGUUACAGGAAAGCCAGCCAGAGGAAGCAAUGGCACCUUAAGAUUCGAGACACCCCUAUCCCACCCCCACCCCUGGCAAAUUACAAAACUGAAGAGAGUGUUUUAGAAGAUGCCAAGCUUGGGCAGUUGGCGUUAGGACUCACCAGAGGUCCAACCCUGGAAUGCCUGUUAGCUGAGAGUAGACUUCCAGAAAACCUUCCGUUCUAGAUUCCCCAUCUGCUCAGUUAAUUAAAGGUGUCUGAAUCUAAUGGAAGGAAAGGGAAAGAAGACACAGAAGGGAAGAAAAGCUAUUUCCACUAGAAAUCCAAAUCUUAUUACCACUCUAACUUCCUUAAUACCUGGGAUCGAGAAGCAGUUGGUUUCCUAGUAGGGCUUAUACUGGGGGCAAAUUCCUAAAGGAUGUUUGGAUCCGUGCCUCCUGUGAGGACUAGGAAACUGUCAAGACUGGCUGGUCUCAGAAAUGGUUAAUCAGGCAGUGUGGGAACAGGGCCAGAUGGUACCUUUUUUGCUAGAAGCAUUCAAGGCCCAGCAAACAUUAAUAGAAAACCUAUAACACAAAAGCCUGGAAAGAGAUGGUGAGCCGACCAAAGACCUCAAGACUCCAGUAACUCAGUGUGAUCCUCUCGAGGUUGUGCCCUCCCUGCCCUUGAUGGGUAGGAACACUGAGAUCUCCAUCAAGAAAAAGCUGGGGUCUUUGAGAGAGUCACAGCCAAGUUGACACUCAUUUAUGGGGACUAUGAUCAAGAAAACAGGUGGAAAUCACAGAUUUAGGGAUUGUUCUUUUCUUCCUAGAAGAACUCAAGAAUAGGUUGUCAAUCGGUUAUCUCCACUGCUCCACUCAGCUUGCUAGAAUAGUCUGACAAUCGUAGGAUGCGCAGGCCAGAAACACUUAUUUUUGGUUCAAGAGUGCCUCUUAGCUCUCCGAGGCAGGCACUCAAAAACUCCAAGUGGCAUUUGGAAAGUCUUGGCAGAGUCUUUUCUGGGCUUUUUAGGGUUCUCCCCACAUUGUCAACUUCACUAGCAGCUGGCAUGAUGCUGCUUAUAGGCCAAGGGAUGACCAUGCCUCUUCUGAAAGUUAAAAAAUUGGGGCUGCAAAUCGAAUGACCUCUUUGCGGGGGACAUGAAGCCUCAUCGUGGAAGCUUUCCUCAUCCAGCUGUCCCUGAGAACCUGGGCCUCUCUCUAGAUAGUCACUCAGGAUGCCCAGCUAGGGCGGGCCACGUCCCCGCGGGGUUCCCAGCCCUGGGCAGGGUCCUUAGUGACUGCGUCUUGCUUGCAAGAGCUGAUGUUAAUCACAUGUUGGGAGCAACCCGCGAAUAAGCCCGAGGUCUUAUUUCAGGAUCUCAUUGAGGCUGUGAAACGCUCUUUUACCUUUCCGUACUGCCUUAACUCUUCCAGCCGGUCAGAUGACAGUAUGUUUAUAAUCACUACUCAGAGCAACUGGGGGAAAGAGUACACAGCACUUGGGCACACAUACAUUCAUAGAAACGUGGAGUCUCCUCUUCAGAGAGACGCUUCGGUCUCACCUGCGAGGAAGCUUCCUUCCUUCCUUUAUUUUGCCUUGCAGUUACCUCCUGGCUGUUCUGAUCGUUGAACUCCAACCACGUAAUACCACAUAAAGGCCUGGAAAUGACUGUUGCUCCAGAAUGUCAAGUAGUUUCAUGUGAUGUAAAUCCUUCCCAUCAUUUUCCAAACUUUGCUUUUUUGCCCCCCUCCAUUCUCUUUCCUUCCACGCGCGUGUAUAUGUGUAAAUAGGAUUUUGUAUUUGUGACACCGACAUGUAAUGCAUUUCACUGGCUGAGCCUAGCUCGUGCCUAUGUGAUGUGCAGCAUAGGCCUGGGUUCUCCUGGGGGUCAUUUCCCCGUGGGAACCCCUACGGUGGCGCUGGAGUCAUGCGCACGCAUUUUAGGUCGGUACGUAAUUGACUUGCCAUUUUAUACUUGAAAUGGUACAUCAGGGUGCUCAGAUGACGUUACCUUGCAGACUAUAGAAGGUUGAAGACCUGAAACUAUUUCAGCCAACGGAAGGGCUGUGCCCCAAGGAGAACUGAAUUCAUGGGCCAAGGGAGGUUUGGAUGAUGGGAAUAAUUCCUUUACGGUCAAGGAUUAUGGCGUAUGCGGGCUGAAGCCGAGCUCCUCUUAUGGGACUCCACUCGCUGCAAUGCUCACAGCCAGCUGAAUUUCAAGCUAGCUUAGAAACUAAAGGGCUCUGAGCUGUAUUCAGAUCCAUUCCGCAUCCAGUCUACUUUUUCAGCCAUCCUUGUUGAAAGCAGACCCAGGGAUCCAAUGUCCAUGCUCUGUUGCGAAAACCGUUCCUUUCUCUCGUGUUUCUAUAAAGGGCUUCUGGCUGGGCUGGACCCAGUUCUCACGUAUAGAAGAUGCUGCUGCAGACAAUUAGGACCUUUCCACCUUGUAUUCUAUAGCGAGGCGCUGCCCUCAACAUCACCCCAUUGUGUAUGUUAUUGGGGUUUAACACACACUGAUUUGUACUAAUAAAUAUUGUAAGUUUCA
Molecule: messenger RNA, 4146 nt
Organism: Lutra lutra (Eurasian river otter)
Lineage: Eukaryota; Metazoa; Chordata; Mammalia; Carnivora; Mustelidae
Gene: RAB31
Product: RAB31, member RAS oncogene family
Exons: 7
Coding region: 149-736 (195 amino acids)
Molecular function (GO): GTP binding; GTPase activity
Source: RefSeq, a predicted model, not a curated record